ACCUAAGCUGUGAGCAUCCCGAGCCGCAACAACCACAACUGCAUCCACAUCCGCAACAAGGCCGCAACAAACCAGCGCCGGCACAAGACCCAGCCACAGUCACAGCCACAGCUGCAGCCAGCCCUGAGGCACGGCAGGAGGCAGCCACCACACUCAGUACACCACGAUAUUUGUGUACCGAGUGCCGAUUUAACAACCAGCCGCUGGCCUGGUGGGUCUCAUGUCCGCGUCUCUCCAAUCUGCCCGCUGAACAGCCUCAAAUGCCAACGCCAGCAAUGCAGUCACAGCCAGCAGCGGUUCAGGGCCAGUCCCAGACCCAUCAUUGCCAUGCGCCGAAUCCGGCGCGCUUUCCACUGCAGGCCAGCGUCAAGCGACAUUGUGACAAUUUUGGCAGCUAUGCCACAUUGCCCACCAUCGAGCAACAGCAACAGCAGCAGCAGCAGCAGGUUCAUCAUACGCCCAGCUAUGGGAAUGCGGCCUGCAGUCGACAUUGUGCGGCUUCUUCAAUGCCGCCACAACCGGAGCCGCCACCACCAGCCUCCAGCCUGCGCUGGUAUGCGUCAGGCAAUGCCAAUCCCAAUCCCAAUCCCAAUCCGAAUCCCAAUUUGAAUGCCUGUUGUUAUGUUUACAAUCCAACGCCCCACUACGCGCCGGAGCUCUGCGUUUGCGAUAAUUGGUAUCACCAGCACCAGCACCAGCACCAGCAGCAGCAGCAACAUCAGCAGCAACAACAGCACCGAGGCAUCCCUCCGCCCCCGAAGCCACUUAUGCCCAAUGGCGGCUGCUACUUGGGCUUUGACACUGCCCAUCAUCCCAGCCACAUAACCGACGAGGAGGACUCAGCAUUUCCAGCACUCGCCGAUCGUGAGUUCCAUUUGCUGCAUCGCAAUAUUCCUGCGCUGCGUCGCACUGGCGUAGACACAACACGCAUACGACAGUACUUCUACCCGGAUGGCGGAUGGGGCUGGAUCAUCUGCGGCGUCUCCUUUCUGGUGCACAUUCUUACCACGGGCCUCCAGCUCAGCUACGGCCUGUUGCUCUUCUAUGCCGUUCAACAUUUGCAUAACACAAGUGGCAUAGAGCUCUUGGGCGCUCUGAGCUGGUCCAUCUCGAUGCUGGCCAUACCGUUUGUGGUCUCGCUGUGCCGGAAACGCUCCAUACGUUUGCUCUCGAUUGUGGGAGGUCUUGUGAUGCCGCUGGGCAUUCUGUUCACAUCAUUUGCCACGGAAUUCGGUCAGGUUGUUUUUAGCUAUGGCAUCGUCUUUGGCAUCGGCGUUUCCAUGGUGCGUGAAGCCUCCACCGUGAUGCUGGGCAAUUACUUUAAGCGUCGCCGGCAAUUCGUCGAAAUGGUGGCCAUGUCCGGCGAGGGCGUUGGCAUCGCUUUGUUCUCCGUCAUUCUGAAGGAGGGCGUGGGCAAGGCCGGCUGGCGCCUGGGCCUACAAAUCGUUGCCGCACUUACGGCGCUCAGCUUUUUCAUGGGCCUCAUGUAUCGACCAGCCUCCCUAUACCAUCCGCAACGUCGUGCCAUCCAGCAUCUCAAAAAUCAACGCAAAAAGCUGCGCGAAAAGAAACCAAAACUAACGCAUGAAGUGGAAUCACCGACUAGAUAUUUAUUCCUGGACAUAUCAUCGUUGAAAUCGGCCACAGUUAAGAUCCUAUUGAUGACUUCCAGUGUGGCUGCCUUUGGCAUCUAUACGCCCAUGUUCCUGAUGGCUCUCAAUGCUGCCAAAGAGGGCUCCGACGUGCAAGAGCUGGUGCUGCUGCAAACCUUUCUGGGCAUCUCCAUGGCUCUGGGCGUAGUUCUAGCCGGUGCUCUGCUGCGGCGCUGCUUUGUCAUACGACAAUUUGUGAUCAAUACCAAAAUUGUUGCUCAGCUGUUUAUAUCCAUUGUUGCGCUGGCCAUACUAUUCCUAUCCUUUGUCAUGGGCUACAAAGGACUCUGCAUACUCAGCUGGCUCUACGGCAUCGGCCUGGGUGGCUUUCAGUAUUCGCUGAAGAUUUUGGCACUGGAACGCAUCAAGCUGAAGCACUUCUCCAAGGCCUGGGGCUUCAUACGCGGCGUCGAGUCGGUGCCAGUGCUGAUUAGUGUGCCCCUCACCUCGUUCCUCAAUGAUUAUUCACUGAAAUAUGGGCGUGCUGGCUAUUAUAUUUGCUCUGCGGCUGCUGCUAUCUCGGGCAUUAUAAUCUUCUUCAUUAGCGAGCCGCAGGAGCAGCAGCAGCAGCAGCAGCAACGCGGGCAUCUCAAUGGGCAUCUGCCCACGCCUAUGCUGAUGCGGCACUCCUCGGCUCGACAUCAUCGUCCGAAUCUGCAUUUGGAUUAUGGCUAUGGGGACUAUCCUGCUCCUGAUUUGCUCAGUCGCAGCUGCAUUAGUUUGAAUCAAAUGGAGCCUUAUCUGCAGGCCAGCAAUCCCCACUACUGUCAACGUCACAUGCUUCAGCAGCCGCAUGCCACGCCCACGCCAUAUCUGCCGCAGCAUCAUCAUCUGCCGGCUCAGCAUAUGCAUUCUCAUUUACAUCAGCAUUCCCAUCAGCAUGCACACCAGCAUCCGCAUCCGCAUCCGCAUCCACAUCCCCAGCAGCUGGCCUGUCACAAUCUGGACAUGCAGCAGGCCCGCACGCCCUAUCAGCUGGGCCAGGGCAGCAUCGGCGCCAAGAUGGGCAAGCGACUGCAGCGUAGUCUCUCCUUCAUCCAGCAGCACAACUGCUGCGAUGGCCAGAUGUACUGCAGCUGGCAUAGCACCUACGAGCUCGGCUGUCGCAAGUCUCCCAAAUCUCAGGACAGGCAGCCACUCAUAUGUACUUGCAGCCCCAACUCGACCACGUAUGGAGGCGGCGGCGGCAGUUCGGCACGCAGCCGCAGCGUGCCAGAGGGCCUAUCGACCAUGUCGCAGCAGUGUAACUGCCGUCAUGGGGCAGGCGUGGCAGCUGGGGCAGCGCCAUCCCGUGAGUUUAUCUACGUGCCGCACGCCUACGCCUCAUUGCAACGAACGCCACAUCGACAGAGUCGCCACACCGGAGCAGGAGUUGGAGCUGGCAACAGCUGUCAGGCAGCCAGAAGCAAUCCGCAAUGCCGGCUGAAGCGUUCCCAAUCGCUAAGUCGUCCCGUUCACUUCGUGGAGCAAAUCACCACCUCUGUCUAGGGGCGGGAAGAGUAAGAGUUAUUUUGUAGUUGUACUCCAGUUACGUGAAUCGAAUUCCGAAUUGUCACAUCUUUCUAGUCUUUUGUCGUAGUUAGUAGCACGUACUAUAGUCCAAGUCGAAGAAUCC
This is a messenger RNA of Drosophila hydei, 3267 nucleotides long. Its product is annotated as monocarboxylate transporter 8. Lineage: Eukaryota; Metazoa; Arthropoda; Insecta; Diptera; Drosophilidae. Gene Ontology annotation, molecular function: monocarboxylic acid transmembrane transporter activity. Gene Ontology annotation, biological process: transmembrane transport. The coding region runs from base 261 to 3140 and encodes 959 amino acids. The transcript has 10 exons. The record is from RefSeq and is a predicted model, not a curated record.